GGGAGAGGUACAGGAAAUCAUUUCCUGAUGAUGUUUGGCUCAGAGAGGAAGGACAAUGUGUUUCAAUGUCCCUUGCUUUAAAGAGAGAAAACAAAAGUGUACUUAUUUUCAUAGAGAAGAAGAAACCAAAAAACGGUGAAGGUUAAACAAAUAGGGAGAGUUUUUUUUUUUUUUCUACAGGUCAAGAGGCCAGUUAAUAAUUACUGAGACCCAAGCUGGUAUGUGGUGUCCAAAACUUCAAGAGGCCGGUUAGUAGGAGUCGGCUUCACCCCAGCUCUGGGACUUCCAGCUCAGCGAUGCCCCCGGGCCUCAGGGAGAGACACUUCUGCUCAUGGGGGCUCCUUCUGUGGCUCAGCAUUGGAAGUGCAGGAGAUGCACCUCCUACCCCACAGACAAAGUGCACUGACUUCCAGAAUGCUAAUCUUCUCCAAGGCACCAAUCUCAAAGUCCAGUUUCUCCUCUUCACCCCUUUGGAACCCAGCUGUGGGCAGCUAGUGCAGGAAAGUAGUGACAUCCAAAACUCUGGGUUUAAUGCCACUCUGGGAACCAAACUAAUCAUCCAUGGAUUCAGGGCCUUAGGUACAAAGCCUUCCUGGAUUGAUACAUUCAUUGGCACCCUUCUCCGGGCAGCAAAUGCUAAUGUGAUUGCUGUGGACUGGGUUUAUGGCUCUACGGGUGUCUACUUCUCAGCCGUGGAAAAUGUGGUUAAGCUGGGACUUGAGAUCUCCCGUUUCCUCAGUAAACUCCUGGUGCUGGGUGUGCCAGAGUCUUCGAUCCACAUCAUUGGUGUUAGCCUUGGGGCCCACGUUGGGGGCAUGGUGGGACAUUUCUACAAAGGCCAGUUAGGCCGGAUCACAGGCCUGGACCCUGCUGGACCGGAGUAUACCAGAGCCAGCCUGGAGGAACGCCUGGACCCUGGAGACGCCCUCUUCGUGGAGGCCAUCCACACAGACACUGACAAUUUGGGUAUCCGGAUUCCUGUUGGACAUGUGGACUACUUUGUCAAUGGAGGCCAAGACCAACCUGGCUGUCCCACCUUCAUUCACGCAGGCUACAGUUACCUGAUCUGUGAUCACAUGAGGGCUGUGUACCUCUACAUCAGUGCCCUGGAGAAUUCCUGUCCACUGAUGGCCUUUCCUUGUGCCACCUACAAGGCCUUUCUUGCUGGACAAUGUCUGGAUUGUUUUAACCCUUUUCUGCUCUCCUGUCCAAGAAUUGGGCUGAUGGAACAAAGUGGUAUCAAGAUAGAGCCGCUUCCCAAGGAAGUGAAAGUCUACCUCCUGACCACUUCCAGGGCUCCAUAUUGUGUUUGCACCGCUGACCUCUGGCCCAGGCAUCUGCUCUGCUUCGGUUUCCCAGUGCAUCACAGCCUGGUGGAGUUUUACUUGCAGGAGCCAAGGAACAAGGAUACCUUCAUCUCAGUCACCUUCCUUAGCAGCAACGUUACCUCCCAGGUCAAGAUCACCAUACCUAGACAGGAAUUCCAGGGGAAAGGAGUCAUAGCUCAUGCCAACCCUCAGUGCCAGAUAAACCAAGUGAAACUCAAGUUUCACUCUUCCCACCGAGUUUGGAGAAAAGACCGAACUACCAUUGUUGGGAAGUUCUGCACUGCUCCUUUGCCGGUCAAUGACAACAAAAAGAUGGUCUGCUUACCUGAGCCAGUGAACUUACAAGCAAGUGAGACUGUUUCUUAUGACCUGAAAAUAAUGUGUGUUUAGUAUAAACCUGGGCAGGAUACAUCUCCCUGAAUUUCAGAGGAGGGGGGGAGCUAUGUUCAACUUAUUCUAGGCCAUUACUAUUAGAAGGAAGGCAAAAACUCUUGGUUGUUUUCCCUAUAAUUAGCCACUUUAGAGGGGAGAGUUAGCUCAUCUAACAGAACUUUGUCUCUAUUACCAAUUUGAACAGCCUUACAAAAAUACCUUUUGAACUUUUCUAUUCAUAUUUAACUGCAAUUGCCCCAUAUCCUUGAACAUCUGUAUCUAGGAUUCAGUAGAAACAUUCACAGGAAGAAUGCUUUUUUAAAAAAAUAAAAUAUCUGACUGGCUUCAUUGUUUUAUUGGAAUGGAAUUCUGUUAUGUACAAAAAUAUGAUUGUCUAUAGGAUUGGAGAAAACAAUCCUACAAAAAUUGUACAGAAAACAAUACAGAAUUCUCCGUAUUAAAAUAGCAAUGGGAAAGAAGUUCUUGGAACAAGAGAGGGGAAGGAGGGCAGGCUGGAAGAUGGAAGAUCCCUUACCAUUGCUUCCUCUGGGUAGCUGGAAGAUUUUGGGGAUCAGAGAGAUCUUUGGGGAAUAUAGGUGGAUUUUCUUUGGGUCAUUGUUUCCCCAACUUUGUUAUAAGUUACCUUGUAUCAGCCAUAGUCCAGCAUGAAAUAGAUGAUGUGCUCAAAUUGGGUAAGUUGAGGAGAAUUUAAUAAAAGGACUGUUUACAAAGGUGUUAGUAGGAAGUGGGAAGACCACAAGGGAUAGUGCAGUUCCAGGGAGCCAGGGUCAUGGCAGCUGCUACUGGCCUAGGUGUGAAGAGGCAAAGGGAAAGAGCACCAGACUCCUGGGACUGAGAGGGCCUGCCAGGCCUUCAGAAAAGGGUCAUGGUCACCUCACCUGCAGCAAUCCUGCAGGGAGGAAACAGAGGAAAUAUAUUCUCUGACCUCACUCUUCUCUCUGCCUCAUCCCCUGCUAGUGCUCCCCAUCGAAUGACUCCAACCAGAAGCCAGAAGGCAAGAGGCAUGUUGAUGUGAGACAGGGCAUAGAGCAGGACACAGAAGGGUGGAGAAUGGGGAGGUGGGGCUGAGGAACAGAGAUCUUCUCCAAGAAGAUGUGAGGCACACAUCUUCUCCACUCUCUCCACAGCAUGGUACUCCCUGGUUCUUCCAUACUGAAUUGUUUUCUUUGACUCUUAAAAAAAUCAUUUAAAUCAUUUUUAAGUGUCCAAUUCAGUAGUCUUAAGUACAUCCAUACUGUUGUGCAACCAUUACCACUUUCCAUCUCUAGAACUUUUUCAGCUUCUCUAAUUGAAACUAUGUCCUCGUUAAACAAUGGUCCCAUCACCUCUCCCUGCAGCCCCUGGUAAUCCUACUCUAUUUUCUGUCUCUGAUUCUAGAACACCUCAUACAAUCGUAUAAUAUUUUUCCUUUUGUAUCUAGCUUAUUUCACUUCGCAUAAUGUCUUUAAGGUUCACUCUGGUUAUAGCAAGUAUCAAAAUUUCCUUCCUUUUCAAGGGUGAAUAAUAUUCCACUGUGUAUGUAUAUAUAUAUAUAUAUAUAUUUUUUUUUUUUUUUCCGUGCUUUGUUCAUUGAUUUAUCCAUCCAGGGACACUUGGGUUGCUCCACAUUUUGGCUGUUGUGAAUAAUGCUGCUAUGAA
Messenger RNA from Nyctereutes procyonoides (raccoon dog), 3359 nucleotides. RefSeq names its product phospholipase A1 member A (gene PLA1A). The transcript is spliced from 11 exons. Gene Ontology annotation, biological process: lipid metabolic process. Lineage: Eukaryota; Metazoa; Chordata; Mammalia; Carnivora; Canidae. Gene Ontology annotation, molecular function: lipase activity; carboxylic ester hydrolase activity. Bases 297 to 1718 code for a protein of 473 amino acids. The record is from RefSeq and is a predicted model, not a curated record.